Molecule: messenger RNA, 431 nt
Organism: Closterium sp. NIES-67
Lineage: Eukaryota; Viridiplantae; Streptophyta; Zygnematophyceae; Desmidiales; Closteriaceae
Source: the annotation of a GenBank genome assembly
GGGAGGAACUACAGAGAGAAUGCGAGGUGGAAAACGACGGAGAGAAAACCUCGGAACCUCCGAAAAAAAUCAAGGAAUUACUGAAGGAGUUCCAAGACAUUCUUCCCAACGACCUUCCGAACAAGCUGCCGCCAUACCGAACGCACCAACACGAGAUCGUGGAAGAACCAUGUUCGAAGCCGACCUUCCGAGCACCAUAUCGGCUCAGCCCCACGGAGCUAGCCGACAUGAAAAAACAGAUCGAGUAUCUUCUCGCAAAAUGACUCAUCCGACCACCCACUUCGCCAUACGGUGCCCCAGUACUCUCCAUACCGAAACCAGACGGAAGCCUGUGCAUGUAAAUCGAUUACCGAGCUCUCAACAAGCAGACCAUCAAGAACAAAUACCCAAUUCCACGAAUCCAUGACCUGCUUGACCAGCUUCGGGGAGCC